AUGGUAAAUGUUUGCGGCCACGCAUUGUGCGAGAAUUGUGUAGAUUUACUUUUUUUAAAAGGUUCCGGUUCAUGUCCUGAAUGCAAUGUCCCUCUGCGUCGGAGCAAUUUCAGAGUGCAGCUAUUUGAAGAUCCCAUGGUGGAAAAAGAAAUAGAUAUAAGAAAAAGAGUGCUCAAAGAUUACAAUAAAAAAGAAGAAGAUUUUGCCACAUUAAGAGAAUACAAUGAUUACUUAGAAGAAAUAGAAACAAUUGUAUACAAUUUAUGUAAUAAUAUAGAUGUCGUAGGCACUAAUAAAAGAAUAGAGCAAUACAAAAAAGAUAACAAAGAGUUAAUUCUGAAAAAUAAGGCAAAAAUAGGUAGAGAAGAGUUAGAGUUGGAGGAGAUCUUAGAAAUUGAGAAACAAAUGGAGGAGCUCCGUAGGGCUGAAAUAUCUCGUAUGGAACAGGAAGCAAAGAAACAGAAAAUAAGGGAAAAGGAGGCGCUUAUUGAUGAGUUAAUGUUUGCGGAAGGUGAUGCCAAGGAUAUAUUAAACACGUUUGCUCAAAACAAAGUUAAGAAGGAGGAGGCUGAAAUAGUUCCAAUAGUUCCUAAGGUCACACAAUUCUCGUCCGGGGUAAAAUUCACCCGAGGUUCGGGUAGUCAACAAAACAUCCCUGUGUUAGAGGAGGGACCUUUGUACAAAUAUGAGGUGCCCAUAAUUCCAGACAGAUGUGGCCCAGACCCACCAUCUGUAGAGAAUAUAAUUAAGUGUGGGUAUCUGCAUCAUGUCAGGGCAGAGAACGAAACAGAGAAGGCUGGGGGCUACACAUCAACUCUACCUUGUCUUCGUGCAUUGCAAGAUGCUAUGGCGGGCCUGUAUCAUGCCAGC
Iphiclides podalirius (scarce swallowtail) is the source of this 870-nucleotide messenger RNA. Lineage: Eukaryota; Metazoa; Arthropoda; Insecta; Lepidoptera; Papilionidae. The record is from the annotation of a GenBank genome assembly.